This is a messenger RNA of Saccostrea cuccullata (small rock oyster), 3091 nucleotides long. RefSeq names its product frizzled-4-like. The record is from RefSeq and is a predicted model, not a curated record. The transcript has a single exon. Gene Ontology annotation, cellular component: plasma membrane. NCBI's taxonomy places the organism in Eukaryota, Metazoa, Mollusca, Bivalvia, Ostreida, Ostreidae. Bases 707 to 2377 code for a protein of 556 amino acids. Gene Ontology annotation, biological process: canonical Wnt signaling pathway; non-canonical Wnt signaling pathway. Gene Ontology annotation, molecular function: Wnt-protein binding; Wnt receptor activity.
UGUAGCGUUUUUAUUUUGGACGAGAGUUUAUUACGGAGAGGAAUGAUUUCCCUCGUGUUAAAAAGGGUAAUAUGACACUUUAACAAAAGUUUUGAAUGGCUCGUCAGAUGUGAAUAGAACCCAAGUGAAAAAGGCAUUAUCAGAGCAAAGGGAAAUAGUGCCAUGCUAUAAUUUUCUUUCCGUGUGUGAAGCUGCAUAGCGUAUUUUCCAUUGAGUACUGGACAUCGGUUGUGAUUGGCAGUCGAGCGCGCCCUGAUUGAUCGCCGGUACGGGUACCGUACUAAUCCGGGGGAGGAGCGAACAAUCAAAACAAAGCAGCUGAUUGGACCUUGCCUAGGAAGGGAGCACUUAGUGGGUCUGCACACAAGAAUGUUGUGUUUUCAGUAACGACAGACCGCGAUCUCGGGUUAUAAUUUAUUUGGGGGGAACUUUAGUAUGGACUUGUAUUUUGUGAGAUUUGCCUCCGAGGACAGUUACUAAGAUGGAACUUCGUGACUUCUAAACUUGGCUGUUUAUCUUUGCCAAAACCGUGGCAUUGUUAUCAGUAAAGAAACACACAACCAUGUGUACGCUGUGUCAGAGAAGGGGAGUGUAUGAACGUUAUAGAAAUUUUAUUGCUGUUUUUACUAACAAUCCAAUUUGACUGCUAAUGGACUUGUAAAGCUUAACUUUUGGAAUUAUUCACCUACACAAGAAUUUUUUUACAAUGGAAUACAAAGACAUAAAGCCAGUGUUGACUCUGUUGGUAUGUCUGUUCGUUCUGAAACAUUGUGAGGGAACAGAAAUUGUCAGGAAAUGUGACCCGAUCCGCAUUGAGAUGUGUAAGGGUCUGGGUUAUAACGUUACGGGUAUGCCGAAUCUGGUCGGACACGAUCUUCAACAAGACGCUGAGUUACAAUUACAAACAUUUACACCACUCAUUCAGUAUGGUUGUUCACAGCAACUGAAAUUUUUCCUGUGUUCAGUGUAUGUACCAAUGUGUACGGAGAAAGUCAUAGACCCCAUAGGACCAUGUAGACCAAUGUGUUUGAGUGUACAGAGGCGCUGUCAGCCAGUCCUUCACGAGUUUGGUUUCCCUUGGCCAGUGGCUCUCAACUGUUCUAAGUUCCCACCCAAAAAUGACCAGCACCACAUGUGCAUGGACGGUCCUGGAGAGAGCGCAGUUGAGGAGCCACCAAGAAAACCAACCUUCAAACCACCCACGAAAGAAAAGAGCGAAUGUGACCAGUUCAGGUAUCAUAAGAUGUACACCUUCAUCAACCGAACUGGCAGGUGCGCGCUGAAGUGUAACGAGAAUGCGGCGUUUUCAGCAGAGGAUAAGUACUUUGCUGACAUUUGGAUGUCCAUAUGGUCAGGACUAUGUUUUGUGUCUACGUUGUUCACCAUUCUUACAUUUGUCAUUGACUCUCAGAGGUUCAAAUACCCGGAGCGCCCCAUCAUUUUUCUUUCCAUGUGCUACAAUAUCUACAGUAUUGCUUACAUCGUCCGUCUGAUCGCCGGUAGGGAGUCCAUCGCCUGUGAUCGGGACACAGCCAGCAAGUCCUUUAUUCUGAUCCAAGAGGGUCUAGAAAACACGGAUUGUGCCAUUGUCUUUCUCUUACUUUACUAUUUUGGCUCAGCAGCCGCUUUGUGGUGGGUCAUUUUGACCCUUACGUGGUUUCUAUCUGCUGGACUUAAAUGGAGCCAUGAUGCAAUUCAGCUCCAUAGCAGUUACUUCCAUUUAGUGGCCUGGGCUUUGCCCGCCAUAGAAACAAUUAUAAUUCUUGUCAUGAGGGAAGUAGACGCAGACGAACUGACAGGGAUUUGUUAUGUUGGAAACCAAAACACACAGACAUUAUUGGGCUUUUCUGUGGCCCCUUCAUUCGUCUACCUCGUCGUCGGAGUGGCGUUCUUAAUCGCCGGAUUUAUAGCUUUAUUAAGGGUCCAGUCCCAGGACCGUAUCAACGGAGUGAAAUCCGCUAAAAUUGAAGUCCUGAAGAUCCGCAUUGGAGUCUUCAGUCUUCUUUAUACCAUCCCCGCCGCGAUAGUCAUAGCGUGCUUAUUGUAUGAGUUUGCGAGCAGAGACUCAUGGUACCUUAAAAACUCUAUUUCUAGUGAACCAAAGAUGGAAAUCUUCAUGUUAAAGAUUUUUAUGACUCUGGUGGUUGGCAUCACUAGUGGGAUGUGGAUUUGGUCGUCCAAGACUAUCAAUUCCUGGAGAAAUUUCGCAGUCAAAUUAACUUUCCAAAAGGACCAACGCGAAGUGCGAAAGACAAUCGAGUACGCCGUUCCAACCCACCAAUAUCACCCUGUGCCAGUCAAACACGUUAAUAGGGUGGUCAGGAAUGAGAAAUCCAAACCAAAGCGGACAAAAACGGACGGCCAAAUCGUUGUCUAGUUUCAUGUGUUAUCCAUCAUUACUUCACGGCUGGGUAUUAUUGUUUUUUCAUUAUGGAUUAUUAUUUUCGUUUGCGUGAAAACACGGAGAAAAUGCAGUGAGAAGAAAUACUCAAAAGUGCUUGUGAAAAUGUGGCUUAAUGAAUGUGUUUGUUUUGAAAGUGAAAUCGAAACUAUUGAAACAAAACGAGAAUAUUUCCUCUUGUAUAGUUCUAUGCUGCAUGUUAAUAUGAUGUGAAGAAACCCAUUGGGUCUGUGUUCGUUUCAAUUCGCUAUAGAUGUCUUUUUUUUAUAAAUCCAUGCAAAACUUGGAGAGAAAUAUAACAUGACUGCUAAAAUGUUUUCAAGUGAUUCUGAAAUUUUAUUGUGUGCAUGUGUACCGAUUCUCCUAAGCUAUACCGAGAUCAUGCAGCGACGCAUAACAAAUGGCUUGGUUUUUUUUUAACUGUUUCUCAAAAUCAAUUCACGUUGCUGCCUCUCCAUCUUCCUUUUCUGACACGUGUCUCAAUGAAGAUACAUUAAGCAGGAGAACAAGCCAUCCUUUUCAAUUCUGGAACAAAAUAAUACACCGAACAAAAAACCUUUCUGCAGUAGCGCCCUAAUCAACCAGCACUGUUGCACGCCGGUUUUUGGCUGCUUUCGCCACGCCACCUCGCGGCGGGUGGAAGGACUGGAUUGUACUCACAUACUUCACAAAAAAAAUCACUUGGCGAAA